This is a messenger RNA of Caenorhabditis bovis, 1422 nucleotides long. Lineage: Eukaryota; Metazoa; Nematoda; Chromadorea; Rhabditida; Rhabditidae. The record is from the annotation of a GenBank genome assembly.
AUGGAGGAAAGCAAUCAAGAUGAAAUCAUUGGUGAAAUCGAGAAUCCGCCAGACACAUCAUCAACUGCCGGAGAAAUUGAUGCGGUUUAUGACGGCACCCCAUCGGCUGUCGUUCACGCGCCUCCAAGACGAAUCGAACUUCUCGAUUGCAAUUCAUUUAAUGCCUUGAUAUUCCAUUAUUAUAGUCAAGGGGAAUACGUUGAAUGUAAAUCGCUAAUUGGAGAAAUAAUGUCGAAAUAUGACGGUCACAAUGAAUUUGCCCUUCAUCUUCGUGGAUGCAUUGCGAGAAUUGAAGGGCAAUUAGAUGAAGCUUUGGAUUGGUUUACGAAGGCUUUCGAAACAAGUGGCAAGAACAAUAAGUAUUAUUACGACAUUGGAAGGGUCAAUUUUCUACUUGGAAGAAACGCGAUUGCCGCGGAGCAGCUUGAAAAAGCCGCGUUGGCUGAUCCAAACAAUCCGAAAGUGAUAUAUUGGCUAGCGCGUACUGUAUAUCACUUGCCAUCGAAGAAAGUCAAAGGGAAAAUGCUGAAUCCGGUGGAGACGGCGAGAGAUCUCAUUCUAAGCUCGCCGCACGUUGCGACCGACACUCAAUUACUACGAUUUCUCGGAAAACUUCUCGAGGAGCUGGACGACGUGCAAGGCGCAAUCGCAGCGUAUCGCAAGGCGCUGGACCUACAGCCAGAUAACACUGAUGUGAUGAUUCGGUUGGGAUUGUUGUACAUGAGAGUAUCGGAUCUUGACGCCGCUUUUCAUAACCUCGGCCAAUGUCUCGCUUAUGAUCCCACCAAUACAGAUGCAAUUCUGGCGGUUGGCGCCAUUAUGCAAUACUAUUCGGAUCAUGACGUAGCAUUGAAUAAAUAUCGAAUCGCCGCCGAAAUAUGUGACUAUAACGGGUGCCUUUGGAACAAUAUCGGAGUCGGUCUGAUGGCGAGAGACAAACUGGCAGCCGCACAUUCUGCCUUCAAAAAAGCAGCAUUUAUUAAUCCAAUGAAUUACAAAAUUAAUUUCAAUUUGGGUGUCUUGCAUGAAUCGAUGUCUCUCAAUUGCUCGGCACUUCAUUAUCUGAAACUCGCCUCUGAAUUGACAACCCCGAACGCGAAGAUUAUUGGUGCAAUGGCUGUUGUUCUUUCUCACAUGAAAGAUUUCUCAAAUGCACGAAAAGCUUACAAAAAGUCAAUCGAGAUGCAGCUCUUACCAUCUGUGCUCUUGAAUUACGCAAUUUUCGAAUACCAUCAAGGAAAUAUGGACGAGGCGUGGAAUGCGAUCGGCGAAUUCCGUAAAUAUCAACAAUCGGCGCCAAAAUGCUCGAAAGAGCAUUUAUCGACGGCGGAUCUGCUCGAAAGUGUUCUCGCGACGUCGACCGGAAAAGAUCCGAACGAGUUCAAGAAUAGAGCUAUCACACAAAGUGAUGUCAUCGCAUAA